AUGGAAUUUGUCUUAUUCAUCAGAGGACUGUUUGGUACAAGUACCUUCAACCAGCCAGCAACUUCCUCUACCAGCACUGGUUUUGGCUUUGGAGCAUCUACUGGCACUUCAACUAGCUUGUUUGGCAGUACCAGCACAGGAGGUGGACUGUUUUCACACAAUGCCUUCACACAAAACAAGCCUGGUGGCUUUGGGAGGAAGUUUGUUAGUAAAAUGCAACGUGAUUCAUUUGUUUCCUUUCUAAACAAGGAAUUGCGUUUUGAAGAUUAUCAGGCUGGUAGAAAAGGACCCCAAAAUCCAAUAGGAGCACCUGGAAGUUUAUUUGGUACCUCCACUGCCACGUCAAGUGCAUCUACAAGCUUGUUUGGAGCUGCAAACACCAACCCUGGCUUUUCAUUUGGAGCAAAUAAAGCUGGUUUUGGAACAACUUCCACUGCAUUUGGAACCAGCACAGGGGGCCUUUUUGGUCAGACAACUCAAGGUACCAGCUUAUUUAGCAAGCCUUUUGGACAGACCACAACAGCUCCAAACACUGGAUUUUCAUUUGGAAAUACUAGCACUCUAGGACAGCCCAACACAAGUAAUGUGAGCUUGUUUGGGACUGCACCAGCUUCGCAACCAGGAGGUCUUUUUGGAUCCACCACCACAAAUGCUGCAACUGGAUUUGGAACAGGCACAGGACUCUUCGGACAGCCAAACACAGCAUUUGGCAGUACUGGCACUCCGAGUCUGUUUGGGAACAAAACUGCUGGGUUUGGAACUACCACAACUAGUGCACCAUCGUUCGGCACUACUGGUGGCGGGCUCUUUGGCUUUGGAAGUGCAACAGCUGGUGCUAGCCUGUUUGGAAAUAAGGCAGCAACUGGGACCCUUGGUACUGGACUCAGCACUGGAUUUGGAACAGCUCUCAAUCCUGGGCAGACCUCAUUGUUUGGCAACAACCAGCCGAAACUUGGUACAACACUUGGACCAGCUUUUGGAACAACUGCAUUUAAUCCUUCAGGAACAAGCCUUAACUUUGGAGCUGCACCAGCCUCAGUGGCUCUGACUGAUCCUAAUGCUGCAGCUGUUCAACAAGCUGCUUUGCAGCAGCAGAUAAGCAGUUUGACAUAUGCUCCCUUUGGUGACUCUCCCCUGUUCAGAAACCCCAUGUCUGAUCCCAAGAAGAAAGAGGAGCGCCUGAAACCAACAAACCCUGCUGCUCAAAAGGCUCUAACUACACCAACUCAUUAUAAGUUGACUCCUCGUCCAGCCACACGGGUUCGACCUAAGGCUUUGCAAACAGUAGGAUCUACUAAGUCGCAGCUGUUUGAUGGUUUAGAUGAUGAUGAACCCUCUGUGUCCAAUGGCACUUUUAUGCCUAGGAAGAGUAUAAAGAAGCUGGUAUUAAAGAACCUGAACAGUAACAGUCUGUAUUCCCCUGGGAACAGAGAGUCUGAAGAGCUGACUUCUUCAGAAUACUUGGAAAAUGGAGAACGGACUAUUGAAAAUCACAGACAGGAGGAGGAUGAGAGGGAGGAUGAUGAUCAUGAGCUGAUGAAGUUUUAUACCAACCCUAUUACUAAGCCUAUCCCCCAGACUCCUGAUAGCCUGGCUGGCAAGCAGCAUCUGAAUCACAUGGAUGAUACCAUUGCUGCAUUAAACAUGCGCAACAGUGUCCGCAGUGGGUUGGAAGUUAGCAGUGAAGAAACUUCUUUCAAUGAGGAGUCUUUGCAGGAGGAGCGAGAAGAAGAGCUGGAGAUCCCUUGUCCAUCACACCCUGCUGGUAAUGGAGAUGAGUGUUAUGGAUCAGUUUACUUUGAAGGGAAAGUGAACUUGACUAAGCUUAAUUUAGAUGAGAUUGUUCAUAUUCGAAGAAAAGAGGUCAUCGUCUACCCAGAUGACGACCAGAAGCCUCCUACUGGAGAGGGAUUAAAUAGACGUGCACAAGUGACAUUAGAUGGAGUUUGGCCAACUGAUAAAACAAGUCGUGAAUUAAUAAAGAGUCCAGAACGUCUGUUGGAAAUGAAGUAUGAAGAAAGGCUAGAAUGUGCAUCACGGAAGCAAGGUGCUAGGUUUUUAGAGUACCGUCCUGAAACAGGGUCCUGGGUGUUUGAGGUUUCCCAUUUUUCAAAGUAUGGCCUGCAGGAUUCUGAUGAAGAGGAUGAAGAGCAGGUGUCCAAGAUGGAAGUGAAGAAGCAGAAAGUUGGUUCCUUGCAAACUCCCAUGCAGCAGCAAGCCCUGCAAACAGCUCUAAAUGGCCACAUGCCAUCCCCAGUUCAGGUACAGAGUCCUCCUGUUGAACAACUCGGGAGAGUGACGGAGCUGGAUAGUGAUAUGAUUGAUAUUACACAGGAGCCAAUUCCAGACGACAUGACAGGGGAUGAGAUUGCAGAGGAGCAUGAGCCCAUGUCUGCUUCAACACACAUUGCUUCAUCUCUCGGAAUAAAUCCUCAUGCCUUGCAGAUAAUGAAGGCAUCCCUGUUUAUGGAGGAGGAGGAAGAUGUGGGAAUGCUGCAUGGUGAGAGACCUGAGAGAUUAACGUCACAUAUAGAUGAUUUUCAAGAGUCUCAUUGUCUUUCCUCCGUGCAUAGAGGACGCCCAUCAGCUUUUGGCUUGCUGCAAUCGAAGUACAUGUCAGAAGUUUCCCCCUUCAGAUCCUACCCUCAAAAUUCCACUGGAAAGAAAAAGUCAUUGACCACUGAGUCUUCAUUUGUUUCUUGGUCUCUGCCUGCACCUCUGCCUGUUCCUGCCUCUGAGUUACAGUUGAAAACAAUUGGGGCACGAAGACAGCAGGGGCUAGUGCCCAUCAAGAAGUCAGUCACCGUAAAGAAAGGCAAGUUCUUAAUGGACAUGGCUCUGUUUAUGGGUCGUUCUUUCCGUGUGGGCUGGAGUCCUAGCUGUAUUCUCACUCACAGUGGAGAUAUUUUGAGGAAGUCAACAGAAAUAGUUCAGAAUCACUCUGCAGACACUGAUGGAUAUGGCUUCUUCACUGGAGUUAAACAGUUCUCUGAUUCAGCCUUUAACGUGUCCUUGGAGAAAGUAAGUUUUGGGGAGCAAAGAACAGAGCAAGAUAUUCAGCUUUUUCUGGUCCCUCUUGAAAUUGAAUUGAAAAACAGUUCUGUCAACACCGAGAAGUUAUGUCCUGUAAUCCAGACAAACCCAGGAGUAACUGCACUACAUGCAUAUGCCAGUUGGAUACGAGAGGUCUGCAAAUCACAAAAUGAAGUUGAGGAUGUAGUGAAGCACUGGAAACUCGUUUGGACUCUGUGUGAAGCUAUUUGGGGUCAUCUGAAAGAAUUAGAAGGUGGUCUUGUGGAGCCUUCUGAAUAUAUUCAACAGCUGGAGCGCAGGAAAGCAUUUUCUGCCUGGUUGUCACAGACUGCAGAAGACAAAAUUGAAAAGGAAGUGUUUGAGUCAAAACAAAACAACCAUAUUGAAGCAGUGUUCAGCUACUUAACAGGCCAACAGAUCAGUGAAGCCUGCAGCUUACUGCAGCAGUCAGACGAUCAUCGACUUGCUCUUCUCGUGUCACAGGCUGCAGGCAGUCAGACUGCUAGGGAGCUUCUAACAAUGCAGUUAGUAGACUGGCAUGGUUUGCAAGCAGACAGCUUUAUUCAAGAAGAAAGGCUCCGUAUAUUGGCACUACUUUCAGCAAAACCAGUAUGGCAGUCUUCUAAAAACUACAUUAACGUGUGUUCAAAACUGGACUGGAAACGCUGCUUGGCAGUUCAUUUGUGGUAUAUGCUUCCACCUACUGCUUCUAUUGCCAGUGCUCUUAAGAUGUAUGAAGAGGCUUUUCAGAAUAGUUCCCAUUCAAGUAGCUUUUGCUGCAUUGUCCUUCCAUCUUACAUGGAAGGUGGAUGCUCUAUCAUUCAGCUGGAAAACCCUAACACCCCAUUAAGACAAAUAUGUACAAAUUUGCCCAUUUUGUUUCUAUUUAGGCACUAUGAUCUACAGCAGCUCUUGGAUCCCAGCACCAUAACACCAGAUCCUUUGGAUUACCGUCUGAGCUGGCACUUAUGGAUGGUUCUACAAGCUUUGAAUUACAGUCACCUUUCUUUGCAGCGCCAAGGAUUGCUACACACUAGCUAUGCAUCACAACUUGAAAGUGUGGGACUUUGGGAAUGGUCAAUAUUUGUCUUACUACACAUCAGUGAUCCACAGAUGUAA
This is a messenger RNA of Protopterus annectens (West African lungfish), 4152 nucleotides long. It is a transcript of the gene NUP98, whose product is annotated as nucleoporin 98 and 96 precursor. Gene Ontology annotation, biological process: protein import into nucleus; RNA export from nucleus; post-transcriptional tethering of RNA polymerase II gene DNA at nuclear periphery. Gene Ontology annotation, molecular function: structural constituent of nuclear pore. The coding region runs from base 1 to 4152 and encodes 1383 amino acids. Gene Ontology annotation, cellular component: nuclear pore; nuclear pore cytoplasmic filaments. The record is from RefSeq and is a predicted model, not a curated record. The transcript is spliced from 28 exons. Lineage: Eukaryota; Metazoa; Chordata; Ceratodontiformes; Protopteridae.